Molecule: messenger RNA, 1407 nt
Organism: Aspergillus puulaauensis
Lineage: Eukaryota; Fungi; Ascomycota; Eurotiomycetes; Eurotiales; Aspergillaceae
Product: alpha/beta hydrolase family protein
Exons: 1
Coding region: 1-1407 (468 amino acids)
Source: RefSeq, a predicted model, not a curated record
AUGAAAGGCUUCAACCGAUUCCUAGGAGCCCUGGGCGGCUUGGCCAUCCCAGCCAGCGCCAGCCAGUUCCCAACCCAAAACACGCACACCUCCCUGGGGAAUGUGAGCCUCCCAGUCCCAUCUCUUGUGACAUUCGGCACCGGAGUCGUCGGCGGCCUAUUCCAUCCCAUUGCCAACGGGGACCCAGCCAAAGCCAAAAUCGGAGUUCUAGUCAUGCACGCUGAGCAAGACUACACAACCUUCUACCCGUGCACCGAACUCCCAGUCCGAGGAUACACGACCCUCUGCCUCAACAACGCACAAAGCAAGACCGGCGAGAUGAGCGACCUCGACUUCGAGACAAUGAUGAGCAACGUCGGAACAGGAGUGGACUACCUCCGAAGCAACCCAGACAUCGAGCAGGUCAUCGUCUGGGGCCAUUCAGGCGGCGGCGCCAUGAUGGCCGCGUACCAGGACGUCGCCGAGAACGGCGCCUCAGCCUGUAAUGGGACCGAAAAGAUCUACCCCUGUUCGAGUGCAAUGGACGGCCUCCCGCCCGCCGACGGAGUCCUCCUUAUCGAUGCGAACUACGGCCUGUCGACCAUGACGCUCCUCUCUAUCAACCCUGCCAUAACGAACGAAUCCACCGGUGCAGAUAGUGAUAUCAACCCCGCCCUCAACAUCUACAGCAAGGCCAACGGCUGGACCGAAAACGGAGCAAACUACACAUCCUCAUUCAUGAAACAGUUCUGGACCGGUGUCGCCGCACGCUGGAAUCGCAUCCAGACGCACGCAAUACAGCGCAAUACCCUGAUAACCGCCGGGAAGGGAGACUACACUGACGACGAGGGCCUGGUGAUUCCCGAUGCGAAUUAUAUCGGGUUUAACAACAAGGCUAUUACCCAGGAUACACACCUUCUGUCGCAUACCGUCCAUAAGUGGCCUCUGCUCCAUAAGAACGGGCGCAAUACCACGCAGGUCGUUCCCAGUGUACGCGUUGCGUCGGCUGGUAUCCCCAGCGCGGUAGAUUCAUUCUACACCGGUGCGUUGAAGACAACAAUUACGCGAUUCCUGUCUACAUUCGCCAUCCGGAUUGACGCGUCCACCUUUGGUGUCACGGCGGACAAUAUCACAGGCGUGGACUGGUCCUCGUCCCAGACGGCGCCGAUUGCGAGUGUGCAGGGCAUUACGAAGCCGUUGCUGGCGAUGGGGAAUACGGGACACUAUGAGUAUUUGAAUGCGGAGAAAAUCUAUCUCGCUGCCAAGUCGAGCGAUAAGUCGAUUGGGUUUGUGGAGGGGGCGCAGCAUACGAUUGAGACUUGUACGGAGUGUGAGAGGGUUCCGGGGGAGUUUGGGGAUACGGUCAAGACGGCGUUUGAUUUUAUGGAUUUGUGGUUGGGGGAGGAGGGGAGGUUUAUCGGGGUAUAA